UCAAACUUCUAAACCUUUCCAAAUUCUCUUCAUCAAUAUUCAUUGAUCUUCUAGCUACUAUUUUCAUAGAUCAUAAAUGAAAGUAUUUGUUUCCUUGUAUAUCUCCUUUUUCAUACGGAGUAUAUUUUUUUUUAGUUAAAUACCACUAAGCAAGUUUAGUAUGUAAUUUAUUAUAUUAACCAAGUAAUAAAAAAGAAGUGUUUCAAGCAACACAUAACGAAAAGAAAAAAAAGGGGGAAAGGGCAUCAGGUCAUAAGACCAAAACCCUAAAAUCUUGCUCAACAAUUGAAGAUCUAGUGCUGGGUUUGAGCACUUCUUCACUUCCUAAGUUUUUGGGUUAAUCAGAAGCACUACUUCCUUCAAACUCGUUGUCCUUCUAAUUCCCACCAAAGAGAAUUACAGAAAGCUGAAAAAUGGAAAAAGAAACCGUUUUUUGGCGCUUACAUUUUUUCACAAUUUUGGCUCCAAAAGAAUUUCAGGAUAACCACCAUAUAUAUGAGAAAAUAAACGAAGAAGUUACAUUGGAAAGUGAAGCAGAAUUUCUGCACCUGAGCAAGAAGAACAGAAUUUUGCAAAUCAAUGGCACCAGGAGGACAUAUCUUCAAACAAACUACACUUACAGGGAAAACUAUUCGAGCUACUCAAUCGCCGGAUGAAUCAAAUAAUGUUACUCCCCCUGUUAAUACAGCUCUCCUUUGCUCAUCAUGAUAUAGAAACCAGCUAUGUAAAGGAGAAGCUUGAAAUUGAUUUGGACGAGCAUUACGUGAAAGAUAGUGUUGAGGAUAUUUUGAAAAAUAGAAGUCGACAAUGGCGUUACAAGUUAAAACAGCUAUUUGAAAGUGCACGUUCCGAGGAAGAAGCUCGUAAAAUUGAAGUGUCAGAGUUGCCCCGAGAAAAUUGGAAUAAGCUUUGUGACAUGUGGGCUGAUCUAGAGCAUAAGAAACGAUGCGACAUAAACAGGGCCAAUCGAAGUAAGCUUAAAACUAAUCAUUUCAUGGGGUCAAAAGCGUUUGUACCUGCUCGUGCUGAACUUGCUGGAAAUGGAAUAGAGCCUGACAGAACCGAGUUCUACAAGAGUACUCAUUACUCGACUGAAAAAGGAUGGUCAUCUCUAGAGGCUGAGACUAACUAUAACAACCUAAAAGAUUUGAAAGAUAUAUAUACUUCGGGAGAGCCGGGAGAGCCUUCCAUGACUAUUGAUCAAAUUAUGGAUACUAUACUUGGUAAAAAAUCGGGAUACAUAAAAGGUCUCGGUUAUGGUCCGAAACCUGAUACUACAAGAGCCACACAAAGAAGAACGGCAGAGUUAGAAGACUCCCUUAGAAAGACGAAAGAGGAAGCUGCUACUGCCCAACAUGAUUUACAGAAACGAUUAAAUGCAGCUGAAAUUGUGGUAGAAACCCAGCAGUCCAAGAUAGAAACCCAGCAGUCCCAGAUAGAAACUCAGCAGGACCAGAUACAAGCAUUAAACUCUCAAUUGGUUACUUUAGCAGCACGCCAAGAGGAAAUGUUUAAAAAAAUGCAACAUUUUGUUAGCUCAUUGCCAUCAAGGUAUUAAAUGUGGGAAUUGAAUCAAGACUGAUUGCAAACUAAGUGUCACCACAUUAUUAGUAUUUUAGAAGCUGCACUAUAUGUCUUAGUUUAGGAGUAAUAUUUCGUAUAUUUCAGUUGGAUUGGUACUUUGGAAGAAAUUGCAUUGUCUGUCUUAGUUUAGGAGUAAUAUUAAGUAUAUUUCAGUUGGAUUUUCUUGUCGUUAGACAUAUUUUACUUUUAUUUAGGAGUUUGGAAUGAGAUAUGAUCUCAGUAC
Molecule: messenger RNA, 1807 nt
Organism: Lycium barbarum (goji berry)
Lineage: Eukaryota; Viridiplantae; Streptophyta; Magnoliopsida; Solanales; Solanaceae
Exons: 8
Coding region: 653-1558 (301 amino acids)
Source: RefSeq, a predicted model, not a curated record